CCGGAAGUAGACGUCACCAGUGCCAACUGCCAGCCAACUAGGCUUGAUCGAGCUGCACUUUUAGCAAGAGGAAAAAAAGCAUUUUUCACUGUCUCCGACGUUCACCCUUUACACUUUUUCACAUUGGGUUGCAACACGUUCAAAAGUCAUCUAGCGUCAUACUACGUCGAUUAUGUACACAAAGAAUUGACUUGUUAUCUUCCUUUGUUGCAGUGUCAUUCAUUAUUUAAACCAUAGUGUAAGUAGCACCAAUUCUCGUAUACAAAUAUGUUUCUGUGGGACUGGUUCUCAGGAGUUUUAAGUUAUCUUGGGCUAUGGAAGAAAAGUGGCAAACUUCUGUUUCUUGGUUUAGAUAAUGCAGGCAAAACUACAUUGUUACACAUGCUGAAAGAUGAUCGCCUAGCUCAACAUGUGCCUACAUUGCAUCCAACAUCCGAAGAGCUGUCUAUCGGUAACAUAAGGUUCACUACUUUUGAUUUAGGAGGUCACACUCAAGCACGCAGAGUAUGGAAAGAUUAUUUUCCAGCAGUAGAUGCCAUAGUAUUUCUCGUAGACGCUAGUGAUAGAUCUAGAUUAGCAGAAUCGAGAGCCGAGCUUGAUGCAUUGUUGGGCGAUGAGCAGCUCAGUACUUGUCCAGUUCUUGUUUUGGGUAAUAAAAUUGAUAAGCCGAAUGCAGCAUCAGAAGAUGAGCUUAGAAAUUUCUUUAAUCUUUAUGGUCAAACAACGGGCAAGGGCAAAAUCGCACGUAAUGAUAUACCCGGUCGUCCAUUGGAAUUAUUUAUGUGCUCGGUAUUAAAAAAGCAAGGUUACGGCGAGGGCUUCCGUUGGCUCGCUCAGUAUAUCGACUGAAUGCACAUAAUAAUCGAAACACUCUGAUUCCUAGCAGUUUCAAACUCAUUUCCCUUUCCUCUGUUUCAUUGUGGAUAACGGUAUUAAAACGAUAGGACAUUAUCCUUACAAGUAUUGAACAGUGGAAAAGGAAUAUGUUUAAUGCUACAAACUGCAGUAACAGAUUUGAGACAGUGCACAUAAAAAAAAAAAAAAAAAAGAAAAAGACGAAUAUUCUUGGAAACAUAACAUAACGAGCAAGCGCGAUAGGACUGAUUUUCUUUGAUAUGAUAAUAUCGUAUGGUGACGUACAUUCUUAUUUUACGUUUGCAAGCGAUUUUUAGUUCCAUACAAAUUCCUGGAAUUUAUCGUUCUCCAAUUAAUAUUAGAUCCACGUACACGCUGAACACCAAUCUGAACAUUUUGAUAAAUAAAAAUAAUAAAAAUUCUAAUCGCAAGUGUUGCCAAAUUCCUUUGUUCUAUUGCGACAGUAUUGGUAUUUCGAUUUUUACUGAAAUUAUUUUCUAUAAAUAUACAGAAGAACUUUUAAACAAUCGGGCAGUCUCUUAUCUUUCAUUCUCUUUAUCGUGUCUUCAUAUUAUUCUUUGAAGUGCUUUUCUCAUACCUAUUAUCUUUUUCUAUUAAUUUAAUAAAAGACCAUCCCUCUUAUAGUUUUAAUCUUAUGUUUUAACCAAGAUAUACGCGUUUAAAUAUCAUUUCAAAAGUAAAAAAUGUACUUGAUACAUUUGUCGCGUGCUGUGAAUUCUCAAUUAAACGCAAAUGCGCAGGAUAUUAUUUAAUAUUAUCUUUGUUUCUUGUCAUUGUAUAUACGUAACACUGCUGUUUCAGAGCUUUUUCGUUGCUAUCUCAAAUAUAGUUAGUUUAUAUCGAAUCGUCAAAAUAGUAUCAUACUUACGCGUUUAAAUAUUAAUUGUUAAUUUUAAUUGUUUAUAGGUAAUGGGAAAACUACCGUAUAAAAUUUAACGCGAUUUCUUGUUAAUCAAACGAAUUUAUCAAUAUCUCGUAACUCUUUCAGAGUUCAAAAUCAAAAGCAUUAAUAUAUGGCAAAACAUUUUUUAUGUAUUGGUACUCUACUAUAGUUAUAAGUACUUAUAAUGUUUUCGUCUUCAUUUUACACAAAUAAAGCAUAUUGUUUAUAACA
Molecule: messenger RNA, 1990 nt
Organism: Vespa velutina
Lineage: Eukaryota; Metazoa; Arthropoda; Insecta; Hymenoptera; Vespidae
Gene: Sar1
Product: GTP-binding protein SAR1
Exons: 6
Coding region: 268-849 (193 amino acids)
Biological process (GO): endoplasmic reticulum to Golgi vesicle-mediated transport; vesicle organization; intracellular protein transport
Cellular component (GO): COPII vesicle coat; endoplasmic reticulum exit site
Molecular function (GO): GTP binding; GTPase activity
Source: RefSeq, a predicted model, not a curated record